AUGACUACAACCGAGGACAGCGGGCGGACGCAGCGCUUUGCACACAUCUUUGCGCGCCUGCAGGAGCUCCAGAAUUAUGGCUGGGACCCGGCCAUUGAGCCCUUCCACUCUUCGUACGACAACUACCAUUUCUUUGGCUACGAAAAGACUGCGCCCAAGCAGGAACGCCCGCAAUCGAGGGGACGAAGCACCGUAGCCUCCCCCACCCUGUCGCAUUCACCCGACUCUGCCACCCGAAGCCGGCCGACUGUGACGCGCACCCACCGCAGCUCAGGCUCCGAUGCGAGCGUCCAAACACACCGCACCAAUACCACAGUCAAGGGCGUAGCGCGAGAAGGCCGACCCGUCGUAUGCCGUGUCUCAGCACAGACUCUGCGACUCGAGCGCGAGUUCCAGCUCGCCAAACUCGUCGUCAAGGAAUCAGAUCCAGAAUGCCGGCACUUUGUUCGCCCUAUAGAGUUCGUCCGCCUCUCGACCAAAGCUGGUGAGGAGCCGCUCGUCGCCAGCAUAUUCGAAGCCCCUGGGCCCAACUACCUCCACGACUUGGUCAACUUUGGUCCCAACUUUUGGAAGGUCACCAGCAAUGCACAGAGCCAUCAACCAAACCCCUCCAUUCCCAACCGUGGCGUGCCCCUCCUUACCUUUCUCGAUUUCGCCGUUGGAUCAGUCGAGUGUCUGGAGAUUCUGCACCAUGGUCACGAAAUUGUCCAUGGCGAAAUACGCGGUGAUGCCUUUCACUUCGCCGAGAACGGCAUUGUCAAGAUGAUCAAUUUCGGCUCUGGCGCGAGGUCCUUUGAGAAUGGACUGACCAGCGCAGGCUGGAGUACUUUGUCCAAGGAGACUGGCAUCGAGUUGAAGUUGGCCUUCAUAUCUCCUGAGCAAACCGGCCGUAUGCCUGCUGAGCCCGACACACGGACCGACAUCUACAGUCUUGGUAUCCUUUUCUACACAAUGCUAGGUGGUCAGGCGCCCUUUGAAGGCGCUACAGCUCUCGAUGUCAUGCAGAAUGUCAUCAGCAAGCGGAUCCCACCAAUCUCCUCUAGACGUCUAGACGUCCCAGAGGCGCUCUCAGAAGUCAUACAGCGCAUGACUCAGCGUAACAUCGAGGAUAGAUACCAUUCCACGUCGGGGCUCAAACACGAUCUUGCCCGCAUCCGUGAGUUACUAUGUGAAGGCGAUGUCGAAGGACUGAAGGCCUUCCGUGUAGGCUCCAAGGACAUCAGUUGCUUCUUCAAUCUACCUCUCAAGCUGAUUGGACGUGAGAAGGAGAAAAAGACUAUAGUAGAUGUCUUGGAGCGGGUGUCAAGGCACCGCCGAAGUAGCAUCAAAACUCUUCAAAGCUUGAGUUCAGGCUCUUCCUUUUCAGAUCAACGACGAGACUUGAGCUUUGACGAUGUUGUUUCAGAGAGCACCAGCUCGAGAGGCUCAGAUAGCAGGCUCAACAGCGUUUCCGCAGAUACUCCCGUCUUUAUGGGAGAUGCUCGGUCAAUACAACACGAUUCACAGGACAGUGUAGCACAGUCAGAAGUCUCUACAGCUGAAGGAAGCGUGGAUGGCCGACCUCAACUGCAAUCUGCAAAUCGAGGGCGAUCUAACAAUAGCAUUGAAAGCUCCGCCCUUCACUCUCGCUCUUAUCAGUCCAACGACGGCCUGCGUACCCUAGCCAGCACACGGAAAUUAAGACGCAAGGCUCGAUGUGAGGUGAUAGUGAUAGCUGGUACCACAGGAUUAGGCAAGUCUCGUCUUGUGCAAAGUGUACAGAGCACAGCGAGGAGUACCGGCUAUUUCGCCAUGGCCAAAUUUGACCCUGCAAAGAAAGCACCCUUUGAUCCCAUCCUAAGAUUGAUGUCCUCCUUCUUCCGACAAAUAUGCGAGGCCGAUGUUAUGACAGAGUUUCAUCAGAGGCUGCGCCAUUAUCUUAGGAACAGCGGAGUUUGGACGGUGCUGCGAACUUACCUGGACCUUCCUGAAUGGCUCUUGAACACAAACGGCACAACAAAAAGUGCGCAGCAAAAGGACCUGGAUACAACCAAAGACAUGGAUCGACGGGCAUCAUCUCCUGCCGUUCAUUGUGGAUCAGCUGGACAUACUGCUGAAGCCUGGCUGCGAAGUGGAGGUGCUUCCAAAUCCUCUAGAUUCAUGAAUGUCUUUAUAGACGUUUUACGACUCCUUGCCGUACACAAGCUUUGUACAUGGAGCUUAGAGGAUGUUCAGUAUGCUGAUCCAGAGAGUGCUGAGCUGAUCCAUCACAUCGUGCAGGCUAGAAUUCCACUUGUUCUUAUGCUUACGUACACCAACGAAGAGACCUUGCCCCGGGAACUCAUCCCAUUACUACGCCACGCCACCAAGGUACAGCUUCUACCGUUUUCAGAGGCGCAGACUGCGGACUAUGUAGCCGAAACGCUCCAUCGAGAUCAUCAAUACAUCCUCCCUCUGGUAGCGGUAGUCCAGGAAAAGUCUCGAGGCAACCUGUUUUACAUACGCGAGAUACUUGACACUUGCUAUCGCAAACGAUGCGUGUACUACGAGUGGCGGGAGAAUAACUGGGUUUUUGACCUCGACAAGGUUUUCGCAGUGUUCGAGAGCCCGGAGUACGGUUCAUCCGUGACGACUGAUUUCAUAUCAAAGCGAUUGACAGAGCUACCAUCAGCAAGCAGGAAACUCCUAGCAUGGGCUUCUCUUCUGGGCGGCACAUUCUCGUUUGAGCUCUUGCAGAAGCUACUCGACCCGGCGAACAAGCCCGCUGAUACCGGGAGACUGCCUCUUUUCGACGAAAAUGAGUGUGCCGUCACAGCCCUCGAUGCAGCGCUCAAAGCCUACGUACUCAUGCCCGCUGACCAGGACGCUCGAUUUAGAUUCAGCCACGAUCGAUACCUCACAGCAGCUGUCAACUCUCUUGACAGCGAUUGGGACACGCAGCUGAUGCACUUCACAAUCGCUAAAAUGAUAACUGCUGGCGAGGAAUACAACGACGACUCAACGAUCGGAUCCAAGGCAUUAUACAUGCAGAGCCGUCAUAUCUGUCUUGCUGCAGAACUCAUAAAAGCCAAAGAGACAUACCGGGCUCCAUUUCGAGAUAUGCUGUACCAAGCGGGAGAAACUGCAUGCGAGUCUGGUGCAAGAUCAACUGGCAUCUACUACUUUGCUCACAGCCUAAUGCUCUUACAAGACGAUCCAUGGGACGACAAUCAGCCAGAUGUCUCGUAUCAAGAGACUUUGCAGCUCUUCGUAAGAUCAGCAGAGUGCUAUUGGCAUCAAGGCAUGUUUGAUGAGGCGCUUAGCUUGAUCAGGACGACUUUUCAGCACGCGCGGGAUCCUUGCGAUAUGGCUAGUUCGUUUAUUCUGCAGUCCAGAGUGUUUGCCAUUCGUGGUGAUAGUUUUGGUGCAUUCCAGGCUCUCAAAGAUUGCCUUUCCUUGUUAGGAUCCCCUAUACCUCCGACAACGUGGGAAGCGUGCGACACCGAAUUUCAACAAAUAUAUGGCAAGCUUCAGAAUAUCGACAAAGAAGAGUUGCUUAAACGUCGGGCGUCGCCAGAUGACCGCGUCUUGAUGACGAUUGGGCCUGUGUUCAUCGAGCUCCUUAGUGCGGCGUUCUGGUCAAACAGCCUUUUAUUCUAUCAAUCGACGCUGAAGCUCAUUUCAAUACAUCUCGAAAAAGGUACCAUGUCACAGGUAGCCCUAGCUUAUGUGCACCUGGGGACUGUUGCAGGCGGCCGCUUCAACAUGAUGCAGUUCGCUGUGGAUACGGGUGCCAUCGCGAAGCGGAUCUUCCAGAUGUUCCCCGAUGACUAUUACACCCUGGGUAGGGGCCAAACUUUGCAGCCAAUGUUUCUGGGUCAUUUGGAAGCGCCUGUGGGUGAUCUGAUACCGAGCUUGGAAGGAGCCCUGCAAGCGUCUCUUACCGCAGGUGAUAGGAUCCUUACACUUCUGAACCUCGGAGUACAAGCCCACUUUAGGGUCAUGGCAUCACACGACGCCGUAGAACUAGAGGCCUGGGUUGAGGAAACUCCACUGGACAUGCGAAAUUGGCAAAAAGACAUGCGAGGAGGCGUUUUCCUAAUGGCUGCUCGGCAAUACGCGAAAGCGCUCCAGGGAAAGACCGACACAGGUAGCCCUUCGCUGCUCCUCUCAGACGACGACCACAACGAGGCCGAGUAUAUCGACUUUCUUGAACAAACGGCUAGCAAUCCGAAGCGUCCGAAGUCUAUAUAUCUUGCUACCAAGCUUCCGUUGCUGGUGCUCUAUGGUCACAAUCGGGAAGCGGUUGCGCUUGGGGAGAUGUUGCUUCCAAUGCUGAGCAGUCUUUGGUCUGAAAGACUGAACUAUUCGGUCAGGUAUUACCUAUCGCUAGCAUACAUGGUUCUUCUUCGAGACGAACCUGAGCAUAGCCGGAGAGGCGGGAUGAUCCAACACGUUCAAGGUACCCUGAAGCUGCUUGAAGCAUGUUGCACUGUAACUGAUGCCAACUACCGGGGUUGGAUACAUCUUCUUACUGCCGUUCUUGCAGAUAUCAACGGCGAUCCUCAGUCGACGUUGGAGAACUACGAAGCAGCCAUGGACCAUAACGAACGUUACGAUUUCAUCCUAGACGAAGCUUUCGCCCUGGAGCUAUACACUGGAUGGUUAGUGAAUAAGAAGGCCUACAGGGCGGCUCGGCAUGCGCUCAAGGACUGCCUUUCGACGUAUCGGAGGAUGUCCGCGUAUGGAAAAGCAAAUCACUUUGCUAGCCGUUAUGAGUGGCUAGUUCACAGCGGCCGAUCAUUUACGACAGCGGACCAAGCCGUACAGACCUCGGUCGUGGACACGGGUAACACAGCCUUCAGGCUUGAGCAGAACGACCACGACCAUUUCCUGGGACCAGAAACCGCGGUCGAUCGAACCCAAGACUGGAUCGUACCGGAAACGCGGCGCCAGGAAUCUGCCCCAGCUCUCCACAAUGGACUUUCGGCUGUGGGCCUUGACAUGCUGGAUCUAUCAUCAAUCCUGGAGUCGAGUCAAGUUCUUUCCAGCGAACUUGUUGUCGAUAAACUGAUGGCAAAGAUGAGUUCAAUUCUCCUCGAAUCUACGGGCGGUACUUUGUGCGGCUUAGUGAUUGAAGACUCGCAAAUCGAGUGGUCGAUUGCGUGUGUCGCUACCAACGAGCCUGACAACGACAGCGGGUUCUCUUCUGGCGUCACAUCCUUCCCUGCAAGUCAACCUUUGGAUACUGUGGACGAUGUUGUCGCUCGACAGGUGACACUAUACACGCUUCGCUUCCGAGAGACAGUCUUCGUCCAGAACCUAUACGAAGACGAUCGGUUUUCUAAUGUCUCAGACGCCUAUCUACAGCGCAAUCCAGAGGGGAAAGCAGUCAUAUGCAUCCCGAUUCUCCAUAGCGACCAUUUGCUGGGCUCGAUCUACGUGGAAGGUCCGCCGAAUUCAUUCACUGAACGCAACACCCAGGUUCUCCGAUUGCUUGUAAACCAGAUAUCCAUCUCCUUGGCUAACGCACUGCUCUUCAAGGAAGUGGAAAGAGUCUCUGCCAGCAACGAAGCAAUGCUCGAAAUGCAGAAACGUGCUUUGUCGCAAGCGCGAGCGGCGGAGAUCAAGGCGAAAGAGGCUGAGGCCAUCGCUGUGCGCAAUAUGAAGUUGAAAGAAGAGGCUGCAAAGGCAAAGAGCCUUUUCCUGGCUAACGUAUCCCACGAGUUGCGCACCCCCCUGAACGGCGUGAUCGGUAUGUCUGAGCUGUUGAAGGCUUCACCACUCAACUCCGAACAGUCCGGAUACGCCGAUUCGAUUCGCGUUUGCGCCGAUACACUACUUUCCAUUAUCAACGACCUACUAGACUAUUCUAAGCUCGAGGCCGGCAAGAUGAAUGUUUUGGAGAUGCCGAUAUCACUGUCUGAGACGAUUGCCGAGGUCGUACGCGCUCUUGCAUACACGAACGCCGAGCGAGGUCUCAAGACCAUUGAGCAGCUGCAUUUAGAUCCCGAGAUGCUUGUUAUGGGCGAUCCUGUCCGACUGCACCAGAUUCUCAUGAAUCUGCUGUCUAACAGCUACAAGUUCACGCCACGGGGAUCAGUCACUGUCCGCGCUGUUGUAGAUCAAGAAACAGACGACUGGGUAGACGUGACAUGCAGCGUCAUAGACACUGGCAUCGGUAUCCCAGACGAGCAAAAGCAGAAGCUCUUCCUCCCUUUCUCGCAAAUAGAGUCGAGCUCCGCAAGGAGCUAUGGUGGUACUGGUCUGGGUCUCAGCAUCUGCAAAGCUCUUAUUGAAAAUGUCAUGCAUGGUACCGUACGUCUCGACAGUCAGCCAGGCCAGGGUACAACAGUCACCUUCUCGUUGCGGUUCAAGAAAGUACCGAAAGCGCAAGCAGGUAACCAACCGCAAAGAACGCGAGAGCCAGAUCCCAUGGCGAGAUUCUCAAGCCAGGGUAACAACGGUCAUGAGCAGUCAUCCGGUACUUGCAUCGAUCUUUCAACCAUACCUAGGCGAGACCUUCGAGUGUGCAUUGCAGAAGACAAUUUGAUCAAUCAGCGCAUUGCAAUCAGUUUCGUGCAAAAGCUUGGCUUCAAGUGCGACGCCUAUCUCGAUGGCUUCAAGACGAUUGACGCGCUAGAACGCGCUUCAGAGAAUGGUCGGCCCUUCCACUUGGUGCUCAUGGACGUGCAAAUGCCGCAUUGUGACGGUUACGAAGCCACAAAACUUAUCCGCAAGCAUCCUAAUCCCGAGAUUCGCAAUGUCCUUAUCAUUGCCAUGACCGCUUCCGCUAUUCAAGGAGAUCGGGAGAAAUGUUUGGACUCCGGAAUGAAUAAUUAUCUCGCUAAGCCGGUGCGCGCGCAGACACUCAAGGCAUUGUUGGACUCCUACCUGAACAAAAACAACGAGGUAGAAGAGAUUCCUAAUCUAGCGAUCGAAGCGAAAAAGCUGGUCAAAGAGGCAUUGAACGAGGCGGAAGCGCUGCCUGAUGUCACAAGUGGGAACAGAGAUUUGGAGAAACAGGAGGACCGCAACGGAGGCGCAAGUGUUGUGGGAGAGACGAAGAAUGGAAUUACGGCAGCAGAGAGGGAGGGGAAGAAAAUUGAACGACCGAGCAGUUCCAAGCUGAGCUACAUAAUGGACGACACCAUGUCCCAACGACAAUCUCUAGAACAUAAACGGCACCAUCACUUUGGCCGCCACCGCAGCGGGAGCUACCUCUCCAGACGCUCCUCCUCCUACUCUGCUACACUCGACACAACAUCAUCCAACGCACCACCCCGCAUCUUCGAAGGCACAGACGCCGUUCACCAGAACCGCAAAGUCGCACUCCAACGCGUCAUAGACACUCACCAUGCCCUUGAACUUAAACAUGGUGAUGCCGCACAAACACCAACGAGCACCAGUAGCGACCGCCCCACAUCGUCUUCUUCUUCCAUGUCCUCGGAUCCUUUUACUAUAGACUUUGCCGACAUGUCGUUUCCCGACGCCGAAGUCCGCGCUUUUCGCUACUUGCAAAGGAGGUGGGAUGCCAACACGUACUGCACGCCCGACGCGGAGUUUGCAACUGCGAUUGCAGGGCGGAAAGAAAAGUUUGAGGAGACGGCGAUCAAACAUUUCUUCAGCCGUGUCGCGCUGUGGAAUGCAAGUGCAGAGGAGAAGCAAGAAGCGGGUAUGACGCGCAGUGUCUUCUUCUUCCGUAACAGGCGGCGGAGGAGGUCGAGGGCAAAGAGCGAUGUUAGUCGCAUGCUGGGCAUACCGGAGAGGGAUGACAAGGACAAGGAGGAUGAGGCGUUGGAGGCGUUGAAGGAGGUUACUACGAGGGAGGGGCUGGCGCAGUUACUUUGGACGUUGGUGCAUACUGAUGAGGAGUUGGCGGGAUUGAGAGAGGAGUGUAUGGGCGCGUUGAAGGAGAUGUAUAGGGUGACUGUUACGGGGGUGGAAGGUGACGGGUCUUGA
This is a messenger RNA of Alternaria burnsii, 7920 nucleotides long. RefSeq names its product two-component sensor protein histidine protein kinase. The coding region runs from base 1 to 7920 and encodes 2639 amino acids. Gene Ontology annotation, molecular function: phosphorelay sensor kinase activity; protein binding; histidine phosphotransfer kinase activity. Gene Ontology annotation, biological process: protein autophosphorylation; phosphorelay signal transduction system. NCBI's taxonomy places the organism in Eukaryota, Fungi, Ascomycota, Dothideomycetes, Pleosporales, Pleosporaceae. The transcript has 7 exons. The record is from RefSeq and is a predicted model, not a curated record.